This is a messenger RNA of Saitoella complicata NRRL Y-17804, 1772 nucleotides long. Its product is annotated as GroES-like protein. The coding region runs from base 427 to 1749 and encodes 440 amino acids. Lineage: Eukaryota; Fungi; Ascomycota; Saitoellomycetes; Saitoellales; Saitoellaceae. Gene Ontology annotation, molecular function: oxidoreductase activity; zinc ion binding. The record is from RefSeq and is a predicted model, not a curated record. The transcript has a single exon.
CCCAACAAGGCAUCUCGUUUCUGACAGGCAUUGUGUUAUGUGCAUUGGUCGGUAAGCGACUUGGCGCGAGAGCAGCUGAUUCGGAGAUGACAUCCAGGAGCUCAUCGACGUUGCCAAUAGCUGUUCAUGAAGGAACACCAUUUCGACGAGGUCAGCUAGAAGAAGGAGAGCGUUGAGAAGGUCAGCAGGAGCAUUGGCCAGAUGCACCUACACCUCCACCAUAGAGACUCAAUCGACUCCAUUCAGCUUACAAAUCAUUCUUCUGUCGCGCGCCUAUCAAGAUUAUUGAUGCGCAUGGCCAUGACGUCACAACCAACUCUCCACCUUCAGCUGAUCCCCCAGACUCCUCAGCAUAUAAAGCCCUCGACUCCCUCCACCUCUACCCCUCCCUAUCAACCAUAACACUACCCCAAUAAUACUAUCACCAUGAACCUCGCAUCCAACACCGCCGCAACCGUGAUGGAUACCAUCCCCACCUCCACCACCAACGAAUCCCGCGAUCCUCCUAACGGGGAGACAAUGCGCGCCCUCGCCUGGUUCGGAAAGCACGAUGUCCGUAUCAUUGAUGCCGCGAAGCCGCAGGUUACUGAGCCCACUGAUGUCGUUGUUGCCGUUACUGGAUCUACCGUCUGUGGUUCAGAUCUCCACCUGUACAACGGAGAGAUUCUCCAGCUCCAGAAAGGCGAUAUCCUCGGUCACGAGUUCUGUGGUGUUGUCGAGAGUGUCGGGUCUUCCGUGUCGAAGUGGAAGGUCGGCGACCGCGUCGUCGCAUCUUUCCAGAUCGCAUGUGGACAGUGCGAGUACUGCAAGAAGGGUCUCUCGUCCAUGUGUGACACGACUAACUCCUCCCCCGUCAUGAACACCAUGUACGGCCACCGUUUCGCCGGUCUCUUCGGGUACUCUCACUUUGCUGGUGGCUUUGCCGGGGGACAGGCUGAAUACGUCCGUGUUCCGUGGGCCGAGACCAAUCUUCUCAAGAUCCCCGAUGAGGUUCCGGAUGAGAGAGCGUUGUAUUUGUCCGAUAUCGUGUGUACGUCUUACCACGCCUGCAAGGAAGCCAACAUCCAGGAAGGCGACGUCGUGGGUCUCUGGGGCUUGGGACCGAUCGGGUUGUUGUGUGCGCAGUGGUGUAAAUUGAUGGGUGCAAAGCGCAUCAUCGGAAUCGACAACGUCACCGACCGCCUGGACUUCGCUCAAAAGAAAUACGGCGUCGAACCCCUCAACUUUGCCGAGAAAGACACCUCGAAGGGUAUCCAGGAAAUGGUCCCCGGAGGCCUCGACAAAGCCAUCGAUUGUGCCGCAUUCCGCUACGCAAAGGGCAUGAUCCACAAAGUCGAGCGCGCAUUGGCCCUCGAGACCGAUACCUCCGAAACCGUGAACGAAAUGAUCACCCUCGUCAAGAAAUUCGGAACAUGCGUCCUCAUCGCCGACUACGCCGGCCUCACAAACCACUUCAACAUCGGCGCACUCAUGGAAAAGGGCGUCCGUCUCAUCGGAGGCGGUCAAGCCCCCGUCCAGAUGUAUUGGGAGGAGUUGAUGGACAAGUGGAUCAAGACCGACAAGUUCAAGGUUGAGGAUAUUGUGACGCACAGGUUCGGGUUGGAGGACGUUCCAGGGAUUUAUGAUGUUUUUGAUAAGAAGGAGGAGGGGAUUAUGAAGUGUUUUGUGGAGACGAAGCAUUCGAAGGCGCCGACGGCGGGCACGCCGAGGUUGAGUCAUAUUAAGGAGGGGAAGGUUGUUUCUGCUUGAGCUUGAGCGCGAGUGUGAGCAGU